AUGUUCCCUUGUAAGUUCAAAUCACGUACAUGUUGUAUCUACAAUACUCAAUCAAGUAAUCCUGAUAAUAUUGGAGAUAAAAUAUGUCCUUGUAGUCGUAUGAUUCGUCGCCAUAAUUUCACUGGUGAUUCUAUAGAAAUUAGAGAGGCAAAGAAGGGAAAUACUGAAUUUAAUCGUCCAAAUGAAUUUCCCGAUGAUAACACACAUUCUGAUGCAGUAUCUGUCAAUGUUUUUGGGACAUUACAACCAAGUGGUUGUAAAUUUCUUCGAAUAAAUGUUCGAAUACCAAUGAAAGAUAUAUUUCAAUUAAUUCUUGAAGAUUGUGAAAGACAAAAACCAGCUCUCAUAUUAAGUAUUUACGGUGGAACUAAAUAUUUUACAAUGACAGAACGACUUGAAAAAGAAUUUAUAAGAGGUGUUAUUGAUGCUGCUACAAUGGCCAAUCCAUGGAUUCUUACGACCGGCAUCAAUAAUGGUGCAUCCAAAUUAGUCGGCAAAGGCAUCUCACAUUAUUCUCUCUUACGAGAAUAUCCGAAUAAAAUGAAAUGUAUUGGAAUGACCAUGUGGGGUAAAAUAAAUGAAAAUACACAUCUUGAGCUUAAAAGUCAAUCAAAGGUAAAAUAA
Molecule: messenger RNA, 624 nt
Organism: Rotaria sordida
Lineage: Eukaryota; Metazoa; Rotifera; Eurotatoria; Philodinida; Philodinidae
Source: the annotation of a GenBank genome assembly